This is a messenger RNA of Lytechinus pictus (painted urchin), 9419 nucleotides long. Its product is annotated as WD repeat-containing protein 90-like. Gene Ontology annotation, cellular component: centriole. The transcript has 39 exons. Gene Ontology annotation, molecular function: protein binding. The record is from RefSeq and is a predicted model, not a curated record. NCBI's taxonomy places the organism in Eukaryota, Metazoa, Echinodermata, Echinoidea, Temnopleuroida, Toxopneustidae. The coding region runs from base 155 to 5785 and encodes 1876 amino acids.
AUAACACAGCGGUUCAUUCAAAUCGAAGUUUAGAAACUCAGAUCGAAUCAAUCGAUCAGGAAAAAAGGUUGAAACAUGAAUAAGUAUUGAUCAUUGUUGACUUUUGCCAAUUUAUUUCAAGCUGAGGAAUAACAUAAGUUGUUCCCAUGCUAAGAUGUCGAAAGCAUCCCUUUGGCAACACCCAUAUGUGAAUGUCUUCAAGCAUCUCAAUAUCGGAGAAUGGAGAAAGUCUACCAAGGAGGGGGAGGUCAUGUCCGUCAUGGACAAGAGCUUGAAGUGUACAGUGUAUAGAAUUACAGGCUCCAUCCCAGCAGGCAACUACAUCCAGCUACCAAGGACAUCAUCGCAAUCGCUGGGAUUAACAGGAAGGUUCCUGUAUCUCCUCUUCAAACCUAUAGCUGGCAAGUACUUUGUAACCCAUAUUGAUGUAACCACCCAUGAUGGGUUGGUGGUGCGCCUCUCCUUCUCCAACCUCUUCAAGGAGUUUAAAUCAACAUCCACCUGGCUCCAGUUCCCCUACAUCUGCCCUGCUGGCAAGGGCUCCGUCGAGAGGAUCACCUCCAAGUCGGUCCGCAAAGACCUUCAUGGCCCAGCCCCGUCAAGCUCCAAAUGGACACUCCUAGUUCUUGACCUUCAGUACAUCCUCUCCAUGUACCUCAACUGCAAGUACAAGUAUGUCAAGAGUGUACGUCUCUGCGCCAACAUGUAUGUCAAGAACGUAUUCACCAGCGACAUGCAGUACGAGCCUGACAUCUCGCUGCAGGAUGCACGCGACAUGGGUCUUCUGGUGCAGGGCAUUGCUCCAUUGCCGCGGGAGAUGAGCUUCAGGGUGGCCAAAGGCGAGAGGUGGGCCGACCACUAUGAUUACAUCAGGUUUCCCUCUGUUGGUUCCAAGGUUCCCUUCGACUCGGUACAGCUCAACAACUCGGGUCAUGUGACAAGGUCAACCAUACAGGUCCCCGGUCAUGUGAGCCCCCAGAGAGUAUCGCCAAAACAAGUCUCCGUCAGUCGAGAUGCAGAUUCACAGUCUUCAUUGUCACAUUCUACCAGUGCUGUCAAACAGAAGAAGAAAAGAUCCACCAAAGCAGUGAGCAUGUCCCUGCCCGAGGUUGGUGUGAGUGGUGAACUAUCAGUUCUCCAAGGCAGUCAAGGGGAGGUUCACGUGUUUGCUCAACCUGAAGAUGAUAUCACAGUCCACAGGCAUGAUGACAAGACUGGAAUGACUCUCUCGACCAGGAUAUCAAAGCCCUCUUCAAAGCAUUCCUCUAAAGCCUCUUCAAAGCCACAUAGAGAUGAGAUAUACAAUAGCCUUCAGCCCGACCCCAUCAUCUCAUUGAAGAAGAUCAUCGGCUUCGGAGGAGUGACCACUGAUGAGAUACUAUGGGAUCACCAUGGAAACCAUGUUGUUUACCCCUGUCACGCUGUCAUUGUCUCCAUGGGGGUCAGCGAUGGUCUACAGAGAUUCUUCAUUGGACAUACAGAUGAGGUGUCGUGCUUGGCAUUGAGCAGCAGUGGAACUCUCUUAGCGUCGGGCCAGACAGGACAGCAAGCUGUGGUGAGGGUAUGGCACUAUCAGUCCGGAGAGGGGCUAGCCAUGUUUAAAGCCCACACACACUCUAUCUUCACCCUCAGCUUUUCAGGUAACGGAACCAGUCUUUGUGGAGUUGGGAAAGACGGACAUGGCAAAAAUAUGGUUGUUGUGUGGAACACGUCCCGGGUUCAUCGUCGAGGUGACGUGCCUGUCAUCGCCAAGGCCCAUACCGAUGUAGAUAUCGUCCGCAUGAGAGUCUCACCGUAUGAUGAAACAAAAAUGAUAUCCUGUGGUAGAGACAAUGUAAGGGUUUGGCGAGUUAGGAAUGGCAGUCUUCGCUCUGCUCCUGUUAAUCUCGGACAGGUGACGGUCGCUGAGUUUACUGAUGUCUGCUUUGAAGCGCCCUCUACGCCGGGAAUGGAACCAGCAGACAAAGUCGCGUAUGCAAGUACAAGGUCUGGGCAUAUAUUUGAGGUAGACUAUGCAAGGGUUUGCGUCGCUCAUAUCAGACGGUUACUCCCUGUUGGCAAGCACGUCAAAGAAAAGGGAACAUUUCGAACAGGUGCGGGUAUAGCUAUCAAUGCUAUGUCGGUGAACAGUGCCUUCUGUGUGACAGGGUCAGAAGACGGUGUCCUGCGGAUCUGGCCCUUAGACUUCAAGAGUGUCUUCAUGGAAGCAGAACACGAGGGUCCAGUCACAGCCGUCUCUAUAUCCCCCGAUGGCCUUCGCAUCCUGGCCGGCACUGCCACCGGAAACUUUGGUGUCCUUGACGUCUCCUCUCGCAAGUACACUACGCUGAUGAGGUCCCACGUCUCCAGGAUCCUGGCAGUGGCUCUAGAUCCCCUGCGGAGGCAGAUGGCUACAGUCUCUGAUGACCAUACCAUUAGGAUCUGGGAUCUUGAUACACUGCAGCAGCUGUAUGACUUCCAUGCCCCUAAGGAUACUCCCUGUACCAUCGCCUACCACCCAUCCCUCUACUGCGUUGCCUGUGGGUUUGACAAUGGUCUGGUUCGCAUCUUCAGUAUCUCAUCAACCAGUCUCGUAGCAGAGCUAAGCGACCUCAAGGGAAAGGUCACCGGGUUGCUGUACUCUCCGGACGAUCGCCACCUCUACUCUGCCUCCUCACUUGGCAUGCUGGCCCUGUACGACGUAUCGGACGACAGCUACAGCACCAUAAGGAUUCUGGGUAAUAUGGUUGCCAAGGGUGAUGCGUACUGUCCCAGUGCUCUGUCCCUUAGUCCAGAUGGGAGGAGGCUAGCGUUCAUUGGACCGUCAGAAUUCACCGUCACUGUGGCCGAUGCUAGAACACUUGAUGAGGUGCUUAGAAUCGAUAUCUCGUCGAUAACAGCCGACAGAGAAACAUCCGGUCUUGACAUGGCCCGACGUGUUCACUUCCCUCCGGCCAAGACCAAGCAGCUCCUUGUUGCUACAUCAGAAAAUAACCUGCUGAGGCUGGAUGCCAACAAUGGAAGGCUGAUUAAUAAGGUUUCCAGUAUCCAUCGGUCUGGCUUAACUGGUUUAGAUGUGUGUGAAGACUGCAGACACAUGGCUACAGCAGGUGACAAGGUUAUCAAGGUGUGGGACUACCACAUGAGGUUGGAUCUUAAUUUCCAGGUUUUCAUUGGUCAUUCGGAUGUGAUUAGACAGGUCCUGUUCACACCGGAUGGAAUGAACGUUGUCUCUGUGGGGGAUGCUAUCUUCAUCUGGGAUUUUUAUGGUAGCAGCCAAGUACCAUCGACACUCAGUGAAACAGUUACUGGUGCUCUGAAAGCAUCAAGGGGCACAACACCUAAGCGACCCAAGACCCUGGAUCUGAAUGGUAGUCUGUUACCACGGCACCAAGCCCCCAAGCCAGCCACGCCCACCCAGCUGACAGACAUUAGUAGCAUCCGAGAAAGAGAUGGUGGUAGAUAUGAAUCAGGAGAAGAGGUUCUCAUAGGACCAGAUCUAGAGAGUAGGAGUGACAUGUCUUCUGAUGAGGAAGUCACGCUGAUACCAGAGACCCUAGGGUCCAGUCAGAGGACCAGGACCCAUCGAAGACCAAGUCCUGGACCAUCUCAUGCGGAGGGUCCAGAGGGUGUGUUCUCCAUGGAAACCAUGAAAUCGGAGAUGACGACCAUCAGCAAAGAGACGACGUCCCAUGAUAGCCCAAGAUGCUACAGCCAUUUUGUGGCCAAGCCAAACAAGUCCCAGCUUGCCCAGCGUCGUUACAUCGCCCCUAGCAACCAAGCCGGCCUGGAGCUGAAGAGGGUCCUUGGGUACAAUGGGAACGGCCGAGGGAAUGUCAUCUGGCACCCAGACUCUGGUCUCUUCGCCUACACAUGCGGGUCUAUCAUCGUACUGGAAGACCUGGAUAAUAGCUCACAGACCCAUCUCCUUGGUCAUAUGGAAGAGAUAGCUGUGUUAGCUUUACAGAACGAUGCUCAGAUCCUUGCAUCGGCCUCAGGAGCCAACGGCUUGACGUCAAGUCAGAUCUGUCUGUGGGACCUACAGGGCGCCCUCUGUCGGAAGACGCUGUCAUAUCAUGAGCAUGGCAUUGUGGGAUUGGCGUAUUCACGUGACGACAGGUUUCUGGUAUCCGUUGGUGACUACCGUGACUGCAGCAUCGUAGUGUGGAGCACCCAGGACUACAGCAUACUAGCAGCCUCAAAGACAGCCCUUCCAGUCCACUCCCUUCUCUGGGAUCCAUACACAUCAAAUGAGUUCACCUCGGUGGGUGAGAAGGGAACGAUACUCUUCUGGCUGCUGGAUGAGAGUCAGGGGCGUGUCAAUCUUAACGUCCACGAGGCGCAGGUCCCGCAGGAGCUCAUGGACCAUAGGAACGUGAUUCUUGAUGAUGUGGCCUUCACAAGUGCAGCGUAUGGUGGAGAUAAUAUCCUCUAUGUGGGAAGCACUACAGGUGUCCUCUCAGCCUGGGACACCAAGCACAAUUCAUGCUUCAUGCAUUGGGACGCAGACACUGCUGAAAUAGGAGUGAUCGUCACUAAGUUUGGAAGCGUUCGUCUGAUCACCGGAGGGGCGUCUCGUUUGCUGCGUCUCUGGUCGGUUCACGGGAUGGGAGAACUCAGAUUGACAGCUGGCUACACAAACAGUGGCGUCGGUCAGGGUCUUGUGAUGGAGGAUGAGAUGGCACUAGAUGGCGCUAUAACCUCGGCUCGGUUUGAUCACACCAUGGACGUAGGUGUGGUAUCGACCUCUGAAGGUACCCUGUGGUACAUCAAUUGGAUUGAGAGGACUUCUAUCAGAUUGGUCUCGUCGCACACUGCUAAGGUGACCGAUAUUGCCUUUAGUGAGAAUGAUCUGUUUGCAACCUGUUGCCAUGACGGCAGUCUAAACAUCUACUCUCUGGCAGAUAUGGAACGCAGUAUACAGUUUCAGGUCCUAGACCAGAGUUGUAAUUGCAUAGCAUUCAGCCCUCGGCGGUUUGAUCUCCCCAGCCAGACCCCGUCCUCCUCCGCCUCCACGGUAGUAGCUGGUUACCGUGACGGCACUGUCCGUCUCUUUGACCUGGUCAGCUGUGAGAUGACCAUUAAGAUGCAGCCCCAUGCCCACUCGGUCACUGCUAUAGCAUUUUCUGUGGAUGGUCAUGUGAUUCUAUCAGGUUCUCACAAUGGAUUGAUAGUGAUUAGCAAUCCGACGACUGGAAUGACCAUGAGAGUCAUACAGGAUCACAAAGGAGCACCCAUUACUGAUAUACAAGUUCAUCAAGAACUGGAUACAAGCGAUCCAAGUUACCAUGCCCUUCACAAGUGGCUGGCCGUCAGCGGUGACCGGAGGGUCAGCGUAUGGAGGGCCAGUUGGGCCAAGGAUUUCUGUGAGAUGGUGGACUGGCUGACCUACCCCGCUCCAGCCUUCACACCUGAUGGUGCUCCCAUAGAAAAGAGUGAUCCGAACCGUUAUGACUUGCUGCCACCCAGCCUGGCGAGAUUCUCUGCUUCAGACCCUAAUGUUAUCGUGUAUGUUGGAUACGGAAUGCAGAAGCAAGUCCUCUUCUACAACCUGGCACAGAAGAAGGUGUUGCGGUCAGCAGCAUUGACCCACUGGAGUACAUCGUUUGACCUGAAUCCAAGAGGUCAUCUCAUUGCCAUAGCUACACAAGAACGUCUAGUGAAAGCAAUGGACUACCACGAGUGUAGUUUCCAGGACUUUGUGGCCCACGGUGAUGCCGUGGACCUAGUGAGAUUCUCAAUGGAUGGGGAACAACUGUUCUCUGUCUCUGGUACUGAGAUACUUCUCUGGGAUGUAGCAGUUUGAGGGUCAGUGAAAGCCAUCAAGAUUCUUGUAGCCCUCAGUGAUAGCACAGGUCUGGAACAGUUCUCCAGGGACUGGAAACAAUUAUUCUCUGUCUUUGGUGCCGACAUGCCUCUCUGGGAUGUAGCUGCUUAAGGGUCAGGGAAAACCCUUAUGACUCUUGUAGCCAUCAGUGAUAUCAUGGGUCUGGAACAGUUCUCCAGGGACUGGAAACAAUUAUUCUCUGUCUUUGGUGCCGACAUACUUCUCUGGGAUGUAGCUGCUUGAGGGUCAGUGAAGACCCUUAUGACUCUUGUAACCUACAAUCAUACCAUGGGUCUGGUCGAGUUUUCCAGGGAUAGGAAACAACGAUUCUCUGUCUCUGGUAAGAAGAUACUCCUUUUGGAUGUAGCUGUUGAGGAUCAAUGAAAACCCUCAAGACUCUUGUAGCCAUCAGUGAUACCAUGGAUGUGGUACAGUUCUCCAGGAAUGGGGAAGAACUAUUCUCUGUCUCUGGUAAGAAGAUACUCCUUUUGGAUGUAGCUGUUGAGGAUCAAUGAAAACCCUCAAGACUCUUGUAGCCAUCAGUGAUACCAUGGAUGUGGUACAGUUCUCCAGGAAUGGGGAAGAACUAUACUCUGUCUCUGGUAAGAAGAUACUCCUUUUGGAUGUAGCUGUUGAGGAUCAAUGAAAACCCUCAAGACUCUUGUAGCCAUCAGUGAUAUAAUGGAUGUGGUACAGUUCUCCAGGAAAGGGGAAGAACUAUUCUCUGCCUCUGGUAAGAAGAUACUCCUUUUGGAUGUAGCUGUUGAGGACCAGUGAAAACCCUCAAGACUCUUGUAGCCAUCAGUGAUACCAUGGAUGUGGUACAGUUCUCCAGGAAUGGGGAAGAACUAUACUCUGCCUCUGGUAAGAAGAUACUCCUUUUGGAUGUAGCUGUUGAGGACCAGUGAAAACCCUCAAGACUCGUGUAGCCAUCAGUGAUACCAUGGAUGUCGUAAAGUUUUCCAGGGAUAGAGAAUAACUAUCCUCUGUCUCUGGUAAGAAGAUACUCCUUUUGGACGUAGCUGUUGAGGAUCAGUGAAAACCUAGAUUCUUUUAACCAUCAGUGAUACCAUGGAUGUGGUACAGUUCUCCAGGAAUGGAGAAUAACUAUCCUCUGUCUCUGGUAAGAAGAUACUCCUCUUGGACUUAGCUGUUUAGGAUCAGUGAAAACCCUCUAGAUUCUUUUAGCCAUCAGUGAUACCAUGGAUGUUGUACAGUUCUCCAGGAAUGGAGAAUAACUAUCCUCUGUCUCUGGUGAGAAGAUACUCCUCUUGGACGUAGCUGUUGAGGACCAGUGAAAACCCUCUAGAUUCUUUUAGCCAUUAGUGACACCAUGGAUGUGGUCGAGUUCUCCAGGAAAUGGGGAAUAACUAUCGCCUGUCUCUGGUAAGAAGAUACUCCUCUUGGAUGUAGCUGUUGAGGACCAGUGAAAACCUCAAGACUCUUGUAGCCAUUAGUGAUACCAUGGAUGUGGUACAGUUCACCAGGAAAUUGGGAAUAACUAUCCUCUGUCUCUGGUAAGAAGAUACUCUUGGACGUAGCUGUUGAGGACCAGUGAGAACCCUCAAGAUUCUUGGAGCCGUCAGUGAUACCAUGGAUGUGGUACAGUUCUCCAGGAAUGGGGAUGAACUAUUCUCUGCCUCUGGUACCAGGAUAUUCCUCUUGGAUGUAGCUGUUUGAAAGAUGGUGAAAGCCCUCAAGAUGCCUUGGACCUGGUCUCAUCAUUUUUCAUAUUUUAUUCAAAUGUUUCAGAAUUGAAACGAAAAAAGAAAAUGAGUGGAUGUGAGAUUUUCAAAGAUUAACAUUAAUUGCAAACAUAUAUAAUUAAGAAAAUCCAUCCAUAAGCAAAACACUGUUUGUUUCUCACCAUUUAUCUCACAAGUGAUUUAUAGCUACUUGGUCAAACACAUUUUUAUGGGUGUACCCAUUUGAUUAAUAUUUUAUAUUGGUUUCAGUCAUCACCUGUUUUUAGACCAUUUUAGAUUGGCUUUUAUUCUGUCUAGUAAUCAAAUGGACCAAUUGCCUCUUUGACGGGCGAUUUUUUUUUCCCAUUCCAUCAAAUAUGCCUUUGAUCCAUUAUCUAUUCAUCUUAUCAGAUAAACUGAGAUGUUGGACUGGCUGGGCUCUGUCUUACAACAAGUUAAAGUAGAUUCAAAUGAAUCUCAAAUUGAAAUCAAUCUCAUAUUGUGAGUGAUUGGAAUUUAUGUAGUUAAGAGAUAGUCAUUUGAAAUUGAUUUGAAUUUAAACUCAAUGUAAUAUGGGGGGCCUAUGAUAUGAUGAUAAAUGUUCGGAUAUUGGAUGAAAUGAUUACUUGGAUAAGUGAUGUUUACACCAGAAGUUCAUCAGUCAAAUUGGUUUUAGACAAAAUGGGGUUAGACUGUGUGGGAUGACAAAAUCAUGAAGCUGAAUGGGCAUUGGAUAAAAUGGGAUAAGACCAAGUUGCAAUGAAAGAUGUGCAGAUAUUAAUUUAUGUGCCUGGUGAUACUGUAAACUUUGAUGAUUUUGUGUCCAUAAUUUGCACAUAUCUCUUCGGAGACUAUUAUGUAAGUCAGUAAAAGGGAGAGUGACCAGUCGGAAGUGAUAAUGGCCUGACAAAUGGAAGUCCAGUGUUGAUCCAUCUUACUUGACCUCCUUGCCAUGCAUAGCAAUCGUCAAGUUGUAAUCUGUAUCUCUAAUAUCGCCUACAUUGUUGCACUGGUUUGGUAAUUAAUUGUUUUGUGCAUUAGUGUCCAGGUGGGUGUUUCAUAAAACUGUUUGUAAAGUUACGAACGACUUUACGCACGACUGGAACCUGUUCUUAGGUCAUAAAUCAAUUAUAUAGGGAUAAUUAUCACAUAGCACAAGAAAGGAUCACCAGUCGUGCGUAAAGUCAUUCGUAACUUUAUUAACAGCUUUAUGAAACACCCACCGGGCCCCGCUUCUUGACAUCAUCGUAAGUCUCACUUACAUCAUUUGAGAUCGUGAGCUACAUGUACUUGUCAUUGGUUUCUUGAAAUGGGUUUAGGAUAUUAGGGACAACUCCAUAGUUGGUGGAUAUUUUUUUGUUUGGUGACUUUCUUGUUGUUUUUCUGUUCCUUGAUACAGGUCCCAGUACUAUCCAAGAAUACUAUUUUGAGAAGGCAAUAUUUAGCCAACUGUGUUCAUACUGUAUAAGUUAGCAUGCUUAUCGUUGUGUGAACUCUACAUUAAGUCUAUCAAACUUUGUAUUUUCUGGCAGUGAUACCUACCUAUUCCACUCAUUUAUGAGAGGUCUUUUUGUUGUGGAAAGUAUGUAAACAUGCAUUCAAUUAUGGCAUGAUUUUUUGUGUAUUUGUCCGCAUUUAUGAUAUGCUCUCUAACCAAUGUGGUGGACUGAAUUCAUAUCUUAUACAAAGAAAUCUGGGUUUAUACAAAAGCUGUCUACCCCCCCCCCCCCCUGGCAUAUUCACGUUCUAGGUUUGUAGAAUGGCAGAAAGAUAAAAAGUAUAAUUUGUCGAUUUCAUAAAUUGUAUUUAUAAUGUAAAGUGCAUUUGUAUUUAUAUAUAUUGUAUCAUUAUGUAAAUAAUGUACAUUUGUGUAUAGGAGAAUUGCUGUUUUCAUGAUUCAUAAUAUAUUUUUUAUCUUGCUUGUGAAA